CCCAAAUGCCCCACCUCGAGAACUACCUCAGUACUCCCUAUCAUCAGUCUCGAUAGGUGGCGCCGGCAUGCCGUUGUCCCGCUGCGUGACCUGGUCAUCAUCCUCCUGCGCGCCGUCUGUGUCGACAUCCUCGGCAUCGUCUCCACCGUCACCGCCGGCAUCAAAGGACUGGGGGCCGGGCAUGGGGUUCUCGCGCUUCUCGAGGUCGUUGUCGUCAUCAUCGUCCUCCUCCGGGGCGUCUACAACGUCUACGACGUCGGCGUCAUCGGUGUUGUCAUCGUUGACAACGUCGGGGUCGUCAAAGACAGGGAGGCCGGGCAUGUGGCUAUCGCGCCGCGCGACGGCCUGGGGCCCGUUGUCCUCAUCCUCCAGCGAGUCGUCGUCGUCGACGACGUCGGGGUCGUCAAAGACGGGGGGCGCCGGCAUGGCGUUGUCGCGCCGAGCGACCUCGUUGCCGUUAUCAUCAUCAUCAUCAUCGUCAUCCUCCUCCUCCUCCUCCGGGGCAUCCAGGUCUGCGACGUCGGGGUCGUCAAAGACGGGGGGCGAUGGCAUCUGGUUGUCGCGCCGCGCGACGGCCUGCGGUCCGUUGUCCUGCGGCCCGUUGUCCACCGCCGGCGGGGAUGGCAUCUGGUUGUCGCGGGGCAGGCUGCUGCUCAGGGGCAUGGCGGCCGCGGCCGUGGCGAGGGCGAGGAGGAGGUGGGUGGGAUGCAUCUUGAGAGGGGUUUGGGGCAGUUGGGUUGGGUUGGUUGGGUUGGUUCAAGGCGGUGGGGUUGCUGGCUGACUGUUGGCUGUUGGCUGGCUGAGAGGGAGGCUUGGUUGGGGAUGUUGAUGGUGACCUGGACGGAUGGUGGACGCCCAGUGAGGGGGCCAUUAUAUAGGACUUCAUCACCGAUGCUAUCAUAUCUGUCUUCUUCGCUUUGUUGUUGGUUCUGUGACGGUGUUGAAGAGCCGCGGCCCGACGGGUGGAAUGCUGACCCGGCAAGGUGUUGUAGAGGUUACAUGGAGAGGUGAGGGCCACAAAGCGGAGGCUUGGCAACGGCGUGGUGGUGAAGGAAGCUGAAUGGUGAUGGGGCGGCCAGCCGACACUAAGACUGGUCUGGCCAAUGGUAGCUGAAGACAGAUCUAUAUUGGGAAAGUCGGCCGCUGGUAUUGGGUCAUCCUUCUCGCCGCGAACUAUGCCUGUUGUGACAACAUAAAUAUGGA
Messenger RNA from Chaetomium fimeti, 1203 nucleotides. RefSeq lists its product as uncharacterized. The transcript has a single exon. NCBI's taxonomy places the organism in Eukaryota, Fungi, Ascomycota, Sordariomycetes, Sordariales, Chaetomiaceae. The annotation marks the transcript as partial. The record is from RefSeq and is a predicted model, not a curated record.